Molecule: messenger RNA, 2915 nt
Organism: Leptopilina heterotoma
Lineage: Eukaryota; Metazoa; Arthropoda; Insecta; Hymenoptera; Figitidae
Gene: Dh31-R
Product: calcitonin receptor-like
Exons: 13
Coding region: 719-2059 (446 amino acids)
Biological process (GO): cell surface receptor signaling pathway; adenylate cyclase-modulating G protein-coupled receptor signaling pathway
Cellular component (GO): plasma membrane
Molecular function (GO): calcitonin receptor activity
Source: RefSeq, a predicted model, not a curated record
UAGGAAUGUAAAAUUCAAUUUUUUGAAAUAAAAAUUUACUUUCAUAAUAAAAUAAAACUCGUAAUUGAUAAUUUAUUGUUAUAAAAAAAAGUCGUAGUAGUUUGCCUUGUCAAAUCAUCAAUUGCAUAUUAUUAUCAAACCGCAAUUAAAAGAUAAUGAUAUCAAAACAAAACAAAAAAAAAAUAGAAAAAAAAUUAUACAAGGGAUAUGAUGCGAUGAUAAAAAGACCGGAAAAUGCAAAUCAAAAACUAUUCGCAUAUAAAAAGAUGUUUCCUUCUAAAAAUGAUUUUAGUUUAUUUCGAGUCAUUUUUUUCUCAGUGUCGUAUGAAAAUUCAAAGAAAAAGUAGUGAAAUAGUAAAAGUGUUUCUCAAUGGAUAAAAGAUAUUGGAAUAUCGUAGUCAUGGAAAAUCUAUUCCACACUUUUAAAUAUAAAUAAUAAGAAAACCGAUUUUCUCCACAUUAAUUUAAAAAGACAAAAAAAAAAUGAUUGAGUUUAUUGUCACACGUAAGAUGUAUCGUAAGUGUGACUAAAACUUUUCUAUAUAUAUAUAUAUAUAUAUAUAGUGUAAUCGAAUUUAGUCUGGUGUUCAUCGGGGGAAUUUUCUGACGUCUUAUUUGAUCUCCCACGACAUUCCUCUGGGUGUAAAUUAAUUUUCAAGAAAUCUUCGAGUUAUUGGAAUUAUUAAAUUGAAAAGUUCCUUUCAUCUCAUGAGAAAAAAUGGACACGCAGACAGAGAUGCCUGCAAAUAAUACAGCUGCAUCGACUUUUCACGAGGAUGAUCUGCAACGAAUUAUUGCUGAACGAAAACAAGCCUGCUCAGAAUUCAUCGAAAAAGAAGAAAUCACAAUACAAGAGCCUUAUUGUCCCGCAAUUUUCGAUGGCUGGUCCUGUUGGUCGACGACUCCUGCAGGAAAAGCAGCGAUUACCCAAUGUCCUGAUUUCAUCACUGGCUUCGAUCCUACUUUGACGGCAUUUAAAUACUGCGAACCAAAUGGAACAUGGUUUCGACAUCCGGAUUCGCAAAAAAUUUGGAGCAACUACACAACUUGCGUCAAUAUUGCAGAUCUUGGUUGGCAACAAGAUCUAAAUAUUGUCUACGAAGUCGGAUAUUCAAUAUCAUUGAUCGCUCUAUUAGUGUCUCUUGGUAUCCUGAUAUAUUUCCGAACUUUAAGAUGUACCCGGAUAAUCCUUCACAUGAAUCUAUUUGCAUCUUUUGCCGUCAAUAAUGCACUGUGGUUAAUUUGGUACGGAUUUAUUGUGGCAAAUCCCGAUGUUCUUUUAAACAAUGGAAUGAUUUGUCGACUUCUGCAUAUAAUUCUCCACUACUUUUUAAUCUCAAAUUAUUCCUGGAUGCUGUGCGAAGGUUUUUAUUUGCACACAAUACUCGUGAGUGCUUUUACAAAUGAGCAAAAACUAUUGAAAUUACUCGUGAGUUUUGGCUGGUUUUUUCCAGGAAUCAUCGUGAUUGUUUAUUCGAUAUUGAGGAUGAUAAGCGAUGAUCCAACCGAUACAACUCAAUGCUGGAUGAACGAGGGAAGUUACAUGAAAGUUUUAAUAUAUCCAGUGUGUGUUUCAACAUUGCUCAAUUUAAUAUUUCUUUGUAAUAUUGUUCGAGUUCUUAUAACAAAACUCAGGAAUGGUCCAGCCAUUAGUACACGACCAACGCGUGCAAUGAUUCAGGCUUUUAGAGCAACUUUGUUGUUGGUUCCACUGUUGGGACUUCAUUAUCUUUUGGUAGCAUUUCGACCUCCCAAAGAACAUCCUUGGGAGCAACCGUUUGAAAUCAUUUCUGCAAUCACAGCUUCCUUUCAGGGUCUUUGUGUAGCAAUACUUUUCUGCUUUUGCAAUGGCGAGGUGAUUACUCAUUUUAAGAGAAGAUGGGAAGCCUCAGUAUUUGUCAGGAAACGAGCGACUUCAUGCACGACCACAACAAACGUUUCGGUAAAUAUUCAAAAGAUAAAAUCCGUUAGUAGCAAUUAUUGUAUUUUGUACAACCAUCGAUCAUCUUUUGCCUUCAUUUCCUUCUUCUCCUCUCUUUCUUUUAUUUUCUAUCUGUGAAAAAUUAAAAAUUACUUUUACUUUUAAAUUAGAAAGGGCAAAAUUUAAUUAAAUUAGUCUAGGAGAUAUUGAUUAAUUAUUAAUACAAUAUUGUUUUAGUACCUAAGUCGAAAAUCAAAAGUUGGAUGUUUAUGCAUGGACCGCCAAUGGUGCAAUGCGGACUAGUGAAAUCCCUUCUUCAACGAGAUCUCUCUAUCUGUCUCUCUCUCCUUCAACUGUGCAUCAUCAAAAGAAAAAAAAGCAUAUAACUUUUAAAAAAAAAUGGAAAAAAAACCCGUGUCCCGUCUUUUUACAAAAAUAUGUAAUUUAAACUAACUGUCCAUGUGAAACUAAUUAACAAAUUUUCUGUCCGUAUCGUGCCAAUGGCUGGUUAAGUCAAGUCCAUUGUGGGGGGAUGUUGACUGUUUCAGUAUAUCCGAUCAAACGCAGGUCCGGUGUCGGGAGAGGAAAAAGUAUGACUAUGAAUCAGCUCCAACCUGCGAUCCAAGAGACAUUGAUCCAACAUCCGUCAUUAACGAGAGAUGAAGAUUGAUUUCCCCCACCGAAAAUAAACAAAUGUAUAAAAAAAAUUUUCAAAGUAUUUCGAAUUUCUUAAAUUUAUUUUUUAUAAAACUGUGUACAAAUGUUUAUUUAUAUGUCGUAAAUAUAAGCUUGACCAGUUUAUAAAUAUAAAAUUAAGAAAAAUUUUAAGUCUUACCAAAAAAAAAGAAUAAGAUAUUGUUGAAAAUAAAGUCGGAUAAUUAAGCAUAUCACAGAUAUUUAUAAGAUAAAUUAUGUACUUAUUAAUUAAGUUUUGUAAAAAGAAAAAUAUGAAAGAAAAUUUUGAUAAAUAUAAGUUACAAUAAAACUAUAAAAA